This is a messenger RNA of Bombus impatiens (common eastern bumble bee), 1957 nucleotides long. It is a transcript of the gene Rad17, whose product is annotated as cell cycle checkpoint protein RAD17. Gene Ontology annotation, molecular function: chromatin binding. Gene Ontology annotation, biological process: mitotic DNA replication checkpoint signaling; DNA repair; DNA damage checkpoint signaling. The record is from RefSeq and is a predicted model, not a curated record. The coding region runs from base 276 to 1658 and encodes 460 amino acids. The transcript is spliced from 10 exons. Lineage: Eukaryota; Metazoa; Arthropoda; Insecta; Hymenoptera; Apidae.
AAGAUGAGUAGGGAUAUCGCCAAUCAACACGCGAGAAUUUAGCCAAAAAUACGAUCCAUGCAUUACCGUCUCCAAUAUCCAAACGGUCGAAUUAUAUACACAUUUCUUCCUUCGGCAGUUUUGCUGGGAGAAACACAACUAUGAAAAAUUGAUAUAACUGGAAAAUAUUUCUAUGCUUACAACUACAACAAAAGAUUUUAUAUAUUUUUGUAAUAAUAAUCUGAAUUGUAAUAACAUAUUUUGUCGCUAUAAAGAAUUUAUAUGCCCAUUACAGUAUGGCAAGUACAAAGAAAAACAGUAGUUGGUUGAUGUCAUCAUUUGAAUGUGAACCUAUCAAAAGAACACCAGGGAUUAAACGUAACAUUUCACAAGUACUAGAAACUAGUGCUUUAGAAGUAUCAAGCACUUAUGAUAUAAUGCCGAAAAAAAAGAAUGCUAAUAGCCUGUUUGCAUUACUGGAAGCCUGUGACGCACGAAGCCCUUCUGAAUUAGUAGUUAGUAGACAAAAACAGCAAGAGAUUCUAAAUUGGUUACAAUAUAAAGUAAGGAAAGGCACACCUGCCAUAUUAAUUUUAUCUGGUCCAUCUGGUUGUGGGAAAACAACAGCUCUAAGGGUUCUUGCAAGAGAAAAUGGUUUCAAUAUUACAGAAUGGAUUACUCCUAUUGAUCAAAUUAUGGAUGAAAAUAACAGAAUAAUGAGACAAGGAGACAGAUUUGAAGAAUUUUUAAUCAGAGCUACCAGAUAUAGUUCAGUUUUAAGUAAUUAUUCUAGUCGUUUACUUCUUGUAAAAGAUUUUCCAAAUGUCUUUUAUGAGGAGAAGGAGAGUUUCUUUUCUCUUUUGCAAAGGUACUUUGAAAUUGGAAAAGAACCUAUAGUGUUUGUAUGUACAGAAGUAGGAAAUUCAAAAUUGCUUCAAACAUUAUUUUCUCCUAAUAUAAGAGAAAAAUUUGGCAUAGAUUUAAUUAAUAUAAACUCUGUUACACAAACUGCAAUGAAAAAUGCAUUAAAAAGAAUAACUAAGAUUUUGAAUUCAAUUGCUGGGCAUAUGUUACAUGUUUCACAAAAUAAAGUUGAUGAAAUAUUAUCAAAUAGCAUAGGAGACAUUAGAAAUGCCUUGUUAAAUCUAAUUUUCAUUUCAUUAAAAGUACCAGAAGAACGAGAAAAUAAAUGUAAUAUUCGAGAAGAGUCUUUAGGGCUUCUUCAUGGUGUCGGGCGAGUAAUUAAUCCAAAAAGAAUUCAAACUGAAAACAACUGGAAAUUUGUACAUGAUCCUGAUGAAAUAGCAGCUUUCUUCCAGUCACAAGCAACAGUAUUUUUGAACUUCCUGCAAGAAAAUUAUUUGAAUACUAUGGGAAACAUAGAGGAAGUAGAUAUUUCUACAAAUAUUUUAAGUAUAGCAGAUGUUUUAAAUUCUGAGUGGCGAGAUUCAACCUUAAAUAAAGUUAUUUUAUCUUAUUGCGUCCGAGGUUUAAUGGUAACGAACCAAAAACCCGUUUCUGGGUGGAAUCCUGUAAGAAAGCCACCAAGUGAUAAAAUCGAUGCGCACAAAUGUCUGGCAGCUGCCGAAAUUCGAUGGUACGAUUCCAUAAUCAGUUCAAAAUCGAAAAGUACAUUGGAACAACCCGUUACCAACAUCGAGGAGAUUAUUAUUCAAUAAAGUUCAUGGAUAAUAAGGUUGUAAUGAAGAAAGAUGUAUCGUAUAUAUUUAUUUAUGCUUUAUUUUCUACUAGAAUCAUGUAAAUGUAAAAUAUAAUAUCGAUAGAAAUCGAAUGACACAAAUUUGUUUGAGAUUUCUUAAUUUUCGAAAUGUUUGUAUAUAUCGUUGAAUAAUAUUAUUUCAUACUAUUAUUUAUUUUGCUUAACAUCGUCUAAUAUAUAACAAUCAGUAUUUACGCAGAAAAACAAAUGUUAGCGGGAAUUACACUGAUAAAUACAAUAAAAAUACGUUUUGUGUAA